Messenger RNA from Gloeophyllum trabeum ATCC 11539, 615 nucleotides. Its product is annotated as GroES-like protein. Gene Ontology annotation, molecular function: oxidoreductase activity, acting on NAD(P)H. The annotation marks the transcript as partial. Lineage: Eukaryota; Fungi; Basidiomycota; Agaricomycetes; Gloeophyllales; Gloeophyllaceae. The transcript is spliced from 5 exons. The record is from RefSeq and is a predicted model, not a curated record.
CUCCUCGAAAAGCAGGGCGCGUUCGAGGUGCGCGGCCGGCCCAUACCCACCCCGGGCACGGGGGACCUGCUCGUGAAGGUCCCGGCGGUCUUGCUUAAUCCUCUCGAAUACAAGAUACGCAAGUACGGAUUGGAGGGGUUCUUCGAAGGGUACCCUAUCAUCCUGGGGUCGGACGCGGCUGGCACGGUGGAGAAGGUAGGAGAGGGCGUGGAGGGGUUCGCGGUGGGCGACAGGGUCGCGCUGCAGACUCCGUUUAAGAUCGAUGGCGCAGGGUUCGAGCAGUGCGCGCUCGCCCAGGCUCGGUUCACUGCUAAGAUUGCACCCAAUGUAUCGUUGGACGAAGCCGCAACGCUGCCCAUCGCCGUGUCGACUGUUGCGAUUGGGCUGUUCGGGACCGUCAACUACGAGGGCCCUGGCGGCGCCGGAAUGACCGCCGGUCGCGAUAAGUAUGCUGGUAAGCCCAUCCUCGUAUUUGGGGAUCGUCCUCCGUUGGGCAAGUCGGUAACCGUCCAGGUGGCGAAGCUCUCGGGAUUUGAGCCUAUCAUCGCGACCGCGUCGCCGCAUAACGAAUCCCUCGUGCGUUCUCUGGGUGCGACACACUUCGUCGACCGGAGC